CCGUCUGAUGUGCCGAGUUAAUCGUAUUGUACAUACAUACGUACGAAUGUGUGUUUGCUCGUAUUUUAUUUAGUAAUUUAUAAACGUUCUUUAAAAUAAUAUUUUUGCACAUCACCAAGCGUAGAAAAAUCAAAGCUAAGACUACAUCUAAGAAUUACAUGAGCAGAACCAUAUAGCUGCUCACAAUAUGGAAGUUGAGGCCGAGAAAGUGGAUGCGGAUGCGUUGGGCAAGAACGCAGAAGAUGGAAAAGCCGAAGAUGCAACCACAAUUUUGGACACAGUAACCACAAAUCUGCAAGAUAAUGAAGUUGAUUCCACAUCUACGGCAGAGGCAAUUGCUGCCUUGCCCUCCGGCGAAUCAUCACAGGAAGAGCCGGCAUCUCCAGGCGCCAGAAGUCGUUCAGCUAGCGUAACUCGCAAGUCACGUAGUCGUAGCCGUAGCCCUAGUGCAAUUGACAGUUCCCGACGCUCUCGCAGCAGAUCGGGCUCAAAGCGUUCUCGUAGCGGGUCUGCUCCACGUUCCCGCAGCGGGUCUCGACGCUCGCGUAGUGGAUCUGGCUCUAGACGAUCCCGCAGUGGAUCUAAACGCUCGCGUAGUGGCACACGCUCCCGCAGCGGUUCCAGGCGUUCGCGCAGUGGCUCAAAACGUUCGCGAAGUGGAUCUGGCGGACGCUCACGCUCCCGCAGCGGUUCCAGACGCUCCCGCAGCGGCUCAAGGCGUUCUCGCAGCGGAUCCAGACGCUCGCGAAGUGGCUCUGGGUCAAGACGUUCACGUAGCGGAUCUAGACGCUCCCGUAGUGGAUCGGGUGGACGUUCCCGUAGCGGAUCUAGGCGCUCUCGCAGUGGCUCCGGAUCCAGACGUUCACGUAGUGGCUCAAGACGUUCGCGUAGUGGAUCUAGACGUUCACGUAGUGGAUCUGGGUCAAGACGUUCACGCAGUGGAUCGGGCUCCAGGCGAUCCCGUAGUGGAUCUAGACGCUCACGUAGCGGAUCAAGACGCUCGCGUAGUGGAUCCGGAUCCAGGCGUUCUCGCAGUAGAUCGGGCUCCAGACGCUCACGAUCACGCAGUGGCUCUCGCCGUUCCCGCAGUGGCUCCAGGCGCUCCCGUAGUGGCUCAGCACGGUCUCGCAGUCGCAGUCGAUCCAACAGCGUUGCCUCCGGCCGCAGUCAAGCUAAAUCAAAGAGAAAUGGAGGCAGUCGAUCGCGCUCAAAGAGUAUUGCAGAGUCUGUUGGUUCCCAGGAUGCAUUGAAUCGGAAACGUGCCGCAAACAGUGACUCUGAAGAUGACGACGCACCAAAGCUGCAGAGGAAGCGGGUUAAAAUAACAGACACAGAUAAUGAAGAGGACGAUGACAUGGAGAAGCAGCCGGAUGAAGCCAAGAAUACAGAGAAAACACAAGACAAAAUUGUCGAAAGCUCCGACGAUGAGAACACACCAAUUUCAAAUGAACCAGAAAACAGCAACUUUAUAUCUGACUUUGAUGCCAUGCUGUUGCGGAAAAAGGAAGAAAAGCGGGUGCGCCGACGCAAGAGAGAUAUCGAUCUGAUAAAUGAUAAUGACGAUCUGAUUGAUCAGUUGAUUAUCAAUAUGAAAAAUGCAUCGGAUGAUGAUCGACAGCUAAAUUUGAUCGGGAAGCCGGCAACAAAGAAAAUAUCAAUGCUCAAACAAGUGAUGUCACAACUUAUUAAAAAGGAUCUACAGUUGGCCUUCUUGGAGCACAAUAUACUGAAUGUGCUGACGGACUGGUUGGCUCCAUUGCCAAAUAAAAGCCUUCCAUGUCUGCAAAUUCGGGAGAGUAUUCUAAAGCUGUUAUCUGAUUUUCCAACUAUUGAUAAAAGUUAUUUGAAGCAGUCGGGCAUUGGAAAGGCUGUCAUGUAUUUAUACAAGCAUCCACAGGAGACAAAGACAAAUCGCGAUCGUGCUGGUCGCCUUAUUUCGGAAUGGGCUCGUCCCAUAUUCAAUUUAAGCUGUGAUUUCUCAGCGAUGAGCAAAGAGGAACGUCAGGAGCGUGAUCUUGCACAAAUGUCGCGCAGUCGUCAUAAGAGUCCAGAACCAGAGCCCGCUAGUUCCAGCAAUUCACAAUCGCUAAACCAAACAUUUUCAAAUGAUGAUAAACUCCUGCGUCCUGGAGAUCCUGGCUGGGUGGCCCGCGCUCGUGUACCAAUGCCCUCAAAUAAAGAUUAUGUCAUUCGCCCAAAGUCAACGGUUGAGGGCGAAGUUUCCACGUCGACAAAGCGCAAACCUAAUCGGUAUGAGAAACACAUGAAAAGAUUUUUGGACUCGAAACGCUCGAAGGAAAGUCGUCGUGCCGUCGAAAUAUCAAUAGAGGGUCGAAAAAUGGCUCUUUAAGGAUAUAUCACACUACCGCUAGUUACACAUUUAUUUCUUUUAUAUAAAAUGAAUCGGAAACAACUGAACAAAAAUGAUUAUAUUUUGUAAUACACAAAAUUUAACGCCUUUCUGUGGAUGUUUUUGUAUGAAAAUCAUCCAAAAGUCAACUUAACAGAAACAAAUUAAACAACAUUUUCUGAUAAAAUAUUCGACAAUUGCCAAUGGGCUUUAGUUAAUAAAUGAGUUCCUCUUUAC
Molecule: messenger RNA, 2587 nt
Organism: Drosophila innubila
Lineage: Eukaryota; Metazoa; Arthropoda; Insecta; Diptera; Drosophilidae
Product: IWS1-like protein
Exons: 6
Coding region: 188-2350 (720 amino acids)
Biological process (GO): poly(A)+ mRNA export from nucleus
Cellular component (GO): nucleus
Source: RefSeq, a predicted model, not a curated record